Messenger RNA from Leptopilina boulardi, 621 nucleotides. Its product is annotated as venom allergen 3 homolog. The transcript has 5 exons. Lineage: Eukaryota; Metazoa; Arthropoda; Insecta; Hymenoptera; Figitidae. Gene Ontology annotation, cellular component: extracellular region. The coding region runs from base 1 to 573 and encodes 190 amino acids. The record is from RefSeq and is a predicted model, not a curated record.
AUGUGUAUUUUUCGAAAUGAAAAUCCAAUUUGCACAGCAAAACAAGUUGGACUUAAUGCUAAUCAAAGAAGUGAAGUUUUAAUAGCACAUAAUGCCUUUAGACGAAGAGUAGCUGUCGGAGGCGAAAGAAGAGGAAAUCCUGGACCACAACCACGUGCUAUAAAUAUGCCAAAUAUGGUUUGGGAUCAAGAAUUAGCAAACAUUGCACAGAGAUGGGCUAAUCAAUGCAGACCUGGACACGACAGAUGUAGAAACGUUUAUCGUUUUACUGUUGGACAAAACGUUGCUACCUUAUCGAAUACAGGAACAUCUCAUCCUGUCAAUAUAAUUACAAGAUUAGUACAAUUGUGGUAUGAUGAAGUGGCUUUAUUUGAUUCAAGACAAGUUGAACGCGUCACAAAUUUCGAUCGAGUUGGACAUUAUACUCAAAUGUUAUGGGCAACAAGUGAUAAACUUGGUUGUGGAUUUUUAAAUUAUCAACAAGGAAUUCUGAAUACAGUAUUACUGGUUUGCAACUAUGGUCCUGCAGGCAAUAUUAGAAAUGGCAAAAUGUACGAUAUUCGUCGCUUUUAAUAACAAAAAAAAAAGUUACUUUUUUUAAAAUUUUGCUUGGACCGUUUA